UUUUAAGCCUACUUAGCGGUGUUUGUUUAAUUUGAUUCUUUUUUCAAAUUUGCGUUUCGAUCUACUUCGAAAUUUUGGAUUUGUAACGAGUGCGUGAUUUUUCUUAGUGUACAAUCGAUUUGUUUGGGAUUUUUAAACAUGUUGUUUGAAGUCAGAACAUCCCUCCUGCUGGCCGCGUUUUGCGCAAUCGCCAAAACCGAGCCCCCCAGCACCGACUACGGCACCCCCCUGGGGGCCCCCAUCACCAAUUACCAAGGGGCCGGCGCCCAAUACAACCCUCAAAGCACCUACAACAACAACAACAACCACCUCAACUCCUACAACAACAACAACCACAACUCGUACAACAACUACAACAACAACAACGGAAACGGGGGCGAUCACGGUGAUCACGAUCACCACGAUCACGGCGACGGAGAGCCGAAAUCGUACGAGUUCGGGUACCAGGUGAAAGACGACUACACGGGCACCAAUUACAACCGGCAGGAAUCCAGCGACGGGAACCAGGUCAGGGGUGAAUACAGGGUGGCCCUGCCCGACGGUCGUACCCAAAUCGUGACGUACUGGGCCGACUGGAAGAGCGGGUUCCACGCCGACGUCAAGUACGAGGGCGAAGCUCACUAUCCCGAGCAGUACAACAAAGGGUACCAAGGCGUUUCGAACCAAUACGGCGCUCCGUCAUCAGGGUACAACGGUUACAACGCCAUUAAUAAUUUAGCGAGUAAUAGUCAAGAUGGCUACAAUUACAACAACAACAACAAUCAUUUCGACUCGUCGUACAACAGCAACAACAACAAACCGAGCAACGCCUACGGAGCUCCAUAG
This is a messenger RNA of Phyllotreta striolata, 825 nucleotides long. Lineage: Eukaryota; Metazoa; Arthropoda; Insecta; Coleoptera; Chrysomelidae. The record is from the annotation of a GenBank genome assembly.